Molecule: messenger RNA, 1401 nt
Organism: Melampsora larici-populina 98AG31
Lineage: Eukaryota; Fungi; Basidiomycota; Pucciniomycetes; Pucciniales; Melampsoraceae
Exons: 5
Coding region: 1-1401 (466 amino acids)
Biological process (GO): carbohydrate metabolic process
Source: RefSeq, a predicted model, not a curated record
AUGAAAGUGCACGCUAUCAACUUUUACAUUCCUUUGUGCCUGGUUUCGAGCACCAUUGCUCAUUUCACUCCUGGAAGUCUUCAUCGUAAAUAUGCUCGUUCGGCCAUAGAUCCGGCGGGCUAUGGGGCUACAUCAGCGCAUGUACCAACGACACCUCUCACCUCCGACGGUGCGCAACCUAAGCUCCAGGGCUAUGGUCCGACCGUAGGAACGGCACCAAGCUCAUGCGAUCAAUCGAAUCCGAAUGCAUGUCAAACUUGUCAAAAGGGCGUAGUGUUCUCCCCUGAAUUGAAACAGUUGGUAAACUUGAGACUUGAAAAGUCGGCAAACCAUAGUUGGGAAUGGGGUACACAAGCCGAAUGGAUUCUUGAAGGAAAAUAUCCUUCGCUCAGUGUCUAUUCGGACACCCAGCUUCCUUUGAACCCUAAAGCCAACCUACCUUAUCCAGCUGAACUCUUUACUAUAAUCGACCCAAUUCUUCAAAGGCGCGCUCCUGGGAUUGGCCCCAUUAUUGUUGAUGACGCAGCGGGAGACCCGGCUAGUCUUUUAAUUGGUGUGAUGGUCAUGGGUGCUACUGUCAAGAAUAGCCCGUACGGCUGGGACCAAGCGUACUACAAUCAAGUUGCUAAAGAUCAAAUAGACUUUCUGUUACAGAAAAUUCGUCGCUCGAAAGAAGGGGCGGUGUCUCAUCGAGUUAAAGAGCUGCAACUUUGGGACGAUAACUUGUUCAUGGCUCCACCUUCAAUCAUGUAUUACGGAGCUGCGAUGUCUGACUUGUAUUUAGUGCAGUUUGGUUACGAGCAAGCCAAAGCUUAUAGACAAGUGACGCAAGAUCCUGUCACCAAAACUCGGUAUCACAUUUUAUUAGGAUCAUAUGAAGACAAGACUCUUUGGAGCACAGGCAAUGGAUGGGUCACGGCUGGAUGCAUGCGAAUGUGGGCGACAUUGAAUUUGAUUCAAGACCCGGAAAUCAAAGCACGAGCAAAGGCGUGGCAAGAUGACUUGAUCGAGUGGACAAUUGAGAUCAUCGUAGGAGCGUAUAGCUUCCAAUCCCCCACUACUUUCCUUUUACCGGACCGUUAUACGACCCCUGGUACAUUUGACGAGGUAUCGGGUACCAGCUUGCUAGCGGCAAGUGCUUACAGAGUAGCUGUCGCAAGACCAGAUCUGAUUCACAGACUUCCGCUGGACAAGAUCAACUGCGCUAGAAGUGCCAUCAUCACGAAUCAUAUCAAUCCCAUCAAUGGCUCAGUAGCCCCAGUGAUCAAUCCAUUAGAUUGGAGCAAGAAAGCUCUCCCCGGUGUAGUCAGUCCAGAGGGCCAAGCUUUUGUCCUGUUCAUGGAGAAUGCGUGGCAGUACUUUAUUCGCUCUCCAGCUGGAAGAGCUUACCAGGAUUCUUGA